UGGCACAGGCAAGCAGCACGUCGAGGUUUAGUUGCGUUUGUGUCGUCGUUCCGAUCGGAUCGUUGCUCAGUUUCAGCACCUAAGCAGGCGUGCGUGUGUGUCGUUGUCGUCGUCCGCUGCCCCGGUGACCGGUUUCGCUUCCAUACCUACCCCCCUCCCGUUGGCCCGUUGCUACUCGCGGUUAGGUGUGUACCGUAACCGUUUGCUUUCGCGCGCGCUCAAGUGUCUUUGCCGAGAGUGGUUCGCGCUGAACCAGCCCUCAAACUAGCCAGAUUUAAAGAUCAGCUCACAAACGCGAAAACAGGCACGAGCAGUACAAUAGCAAGAUGUCCGCCAAAGCAAUACGCGAAGCCACCGGCAAAGACAUUAUCAACCGUCAUCUACAGGGCGAUCAUGGGGCGGCCAAGUGUCGCUUUGCAACCGUGACCGAAACCACACAAUGGCAGCAACUGGUGCUGGACAACCCGUGGCUGGAGACCUCGCCUCUUGUGGUGAAACCGGAUCAGCUGAUUAAGAGACGCGGUAAGCUCGGAUUGAUUGCCGUUAACAAAAAGCUACCCCAGGUAAAGGAAUGGGUCAACGAACGGAUGGGCAAAGAUCAGAAGGUUGGCAACGCUACCGGCAAGCUGCGCAAUUUUAUCAUCGAACCGUUUGUUCCGCACAAAGAUAAUGAGGAAGCGUACGUCUGCAUCUACUCGCACCGGACGGCCGACACGAUACUGUUCUACCACCAGGGCGGAGUUGACAUUGGCGAUGUGGACUCGAAAGCGCUGAAGCUGGAUGUACCUGUCGGCAAGGACGUCACUGUGGCGGAAAUCGAAAAGGUGUUGCUGACUGAAAUCGCUGCUGCCAAGAAGCAACGAGUGGCCAGCUUUGUGUACAAUCUGUACCGAUUGUACGUGGACCUCUACUUUACGUACUUGGAAAUCAAUCCACUGGUAAUCACAGCCGAUUCCAUCUACAUUCUCGACCUGGCUGCCAAGGUGGAUGCUACGGCGGACUUUAUCUGUCGGCCAAAGUGGGGCGAAAUCGAUUACCCGCCACCGUUCGGACGGGACGCAUUCCCGGAGGAAGCGUACAUUGCCGAUUUGGACGCCAAGAGUGGUGCUUCGCUAAAGUUGACGAUUCUGAACCGGAACGGUCGCAUCUGGACGAUGGUUGCCGGUGGUGGUGCUAGUGUGAUCUAUUCCGACACGAUCUGCGAUCUGGGCGGCGCUAGUGAGCUGGCCAACUAUGGCGAGUACAGUGGUGCCCCGUCGGAGCAGCAAACGUACGAAUACGCUAAAACCAUUCUAAGCCUGAUGACCAGCAGCCCGAAACAUCCGGACGGCAAGGUGUUGAUCACGGGCGGAGGCAUUGCUAACUUUACCAACGUGGCAGCCACGUUCAGCGGUAUUAUUACGGCGCUGCGUGACUACCAGCAGAAACUGAUCGAGCACAACGUGUCGAUCUUUGUGCGCCGUGCCGGCCCAAACUAUCAGGAAGGUUUGCGCAAGAUGCGCGAGAUCGGUAGCAGCUUGGGCAUUCCGCUGUACGUGUUCGGUCCGGAAACGCACAUGACGGCCAUCUGCGGUAUGGCGCUGGGAAAGAAACCGAUUGCAAAGAGCAACAAUGUACACUUUGCCACUGCAAACUUUCUGCUUCCGGGCGGCCAGCAGGUAGCUGAAUCGUCCAAGAAAUCGUCCACCGGCAGUCAGGAGAAUGCAGCUAGCAGUGGCGUUAGUAAGAAAUUGACCUCACCCGCUACUUCCCCGGUAGGCGAAACUGGUGCGGUCCGAAUGUCUCAGGCAGAGAUCGGCUCGGACGCGUACCGGCAAAUGUUUACCAACCGCACCAAGGCGCUCGUUUGGGGUAUGCAAACCCGCGCUGUCCAGUCGAUGCUGGAUUUCGACUUUAUCUGCAGCCGCGAUGAACCGUCGGUGGUGGCGAUGGUGUACCCGUUCACCGGAUACCACAAGCAAAAGUUCUACUGGGGCCACAAGGAGGUGCUGAUCCCGGUGUACUCCAAGAUGUCGGAAGCCAUCAACAAGCACAAGGAGGCGGACGUGUUGGUAAACUUCGCGUCCCUCCGCUCCGCGUACGACAGCUCGAUCGAGGUGCUGGACUACCCGCAGAUCCGCACGAUCGCCAUCAUUGCCGAGGGCAUUCCGGAGAACUUGACGCGGAAGCUGAACAUGGCCGCGCGCGAACGCAACGUGUCGAUCAUCGGUCCGGCGACGGUCGGUGGUGUGAAGCCGGGCUGCUUCAAGAUCGGCAACACGGGCGGCAUGCUCGACAACAUUAUACAUUCCAAGCUGUACCGGGCGGGCAGCGUGGCGUACGUGUCCCGCUCGGGCGGUAUGUCCAACGAGCUGAACAACAUUCUUUCGCUGACGACGGAUGGCGUGUACGAGGGUGUGGCGAUCGGUGGCGACCGCUACCCGGGCACCACGUUCAUGGAUCACAUCAUGCGCUACCAGGCGGAUCCGGCCGCCAAGAUGAUCGUGCUGCUGGGUGAGGUGGGUGGCGUGGAGGAGUACGAGGUGUGCGAAGCGCUGAAGGAUGGUCGCAUCACCAAGCCGCUGAUCGCCUGGUGCAUCGGAACCUGUGCCGGAAUGUUCACCUCCGAGGUGCAGUUCGGGCAUGCGGGAUCUUGUGCGAACACGGAUCGCGAAACGGCGUCGGCCAAGAACAAGUCGCUAGCGGCAGCGGGUGCCCAUGUGCCGGCGUCGUUCGAUGCGUUCGGUGAUCUCAUCGGCUCGGUGUACGAGAACAUGGUGAAGGAAGGGCUCAUUGUACCAGCGGAGGAAGUUCCGCCGCCGACCGUACCGAUGGAUUACUCGUGGGCCCGCGAGCUUGGCCUGAUCCGCAAGCCGGCCUCCUUCAUGACGUCGAUCUGUGACGAGAGAGGGCAGGAGCUGCUGUACGCCGGCAUGCCGAUCAGCGAUGUGCUGCAGAAGAACGUGGGCAUCGGCGGGGUGGUGUCGCUGCUGUGGUUCCAGCGCUGUCUGCCACCGUACGUGUGCAAGUUCUUCGAGAUGUGUCUGAUGGUUACGGCCGACCACGGACCGGCGGUGUCCGGCGCACACAACACGAUCGUUUGUGCGCGUGCCGGCAAAGAUUUGGUCUCGUCGGUGGUGAGCGGACUGCUGACGAUCGGUGAUCGGUUCGGCGGUGCACUCGACGGCGCGGCCAAACAGUUCUCCGAGGCGUACGAUUCCAACCUGCAUCCGAUGGAGUUUGUAAAUUCGAUGCGCAAGAAGGGUCAACUGAUCAUGGGCAUCGGUCAUCGAGUGAAGUCGAUCAACAAUCCGGACGUGCGGGUGAAGAUCAUCAAGGAGUUUGUCAUGCAGAACUUCCCGGCCUACCCGCUGCUCGAGUACGCGCUGGAGGUGGAAAAGAUUACCACCAGCAAGAAGCCGAAUCUGAUCCUGAACGUCGAUGGAGUGAUUGCCACGUCGUUCGUCGAUUUGCUGAGAAACUGUGGCUCAUUCACAAGCGAGGAAGCGCAGGAGUACAUCAACAUCGGUGCGAUCAACUCGCUGUUUGUGUUGGGCCGUAGCAUCGGUUUCAUCGGCCAUUACAUGGACCAGAAGCGCUUGAAGCAGGGUCUGUACCGCCAUCCGUGGGACGACAUCUCGUACGUGCUGCCCGAGCAGUACAACUAAAGACCAACCCCGCCCUACAGUAGUCGGGGUCUUGGUCCGUCGGACGUCCGGAACAAGCGGGAACGAGACAAAGCACUUUCAUAAGCACAAGAGGACGACAGCGUAAAGUGAAAAAGGUUGACGUAAGCUGUUGAGAUAUUGUAGGAGAUGCGCAUCCAAACGCAGAACAGAUGGUGAAAAGUCGAUUCCACGAUCGCGCUGAGAAAGCUCAACCGCUUGUGUGGAGCGAACCCCGUACGCGAAUGAUGCAGCACAAUGCUGUACCCUUUCCAUUCCCCCCCCCCCCCCCCUUCCCACACACACAAACACACGCUCUAUUGGUAAAUAGUUUUACAAGAAUCUCUUUUUCGUUUUUGCAUAGUGUAGGACGUUUCGGAGCAAUUCUUUUCCCUAGGUUUUGUUCAUGUUGUGUGUUCCGUGUGUCUGUCUCCGUUCGCUUGUGCAACACAAUCAAUUUUACAUUCUCAACCAACGCGGUGCAUUUAUGCAAUGGGAAAGUUGCGCGGUGCAAACAACCAGUUUUUGUUCAUUUUCUUUUCAUUUAAAACGAACGACCAUUAGCUUCUUUAGAAUUGUUCCUAGUUAGGCGCGCGCUUCACCCUCCAAGAUACAGCUGGUGAGCGCUUAAAAACGCGACCGAAGCAGGCGACACAAUUAAGAUCGUUCGAUGCAAACAGACGCGUCUAGCUGGGGUUUCUUUUUAUCGGGCCGUAGGACCAAGGUGUUUAACAACUGACAAAACAAACAUACAAGCAAGCAAGCAAGCAAGCAGCGGUGGAAGCAAAACGAGACUUACUUUUAAUUUAUUUCAUCGCCCAUUAGCUUUCACAAUGCCUUUUCUUAUCGCUGCCCCCCCCCCCCCCCCCAUCUCUGGUGAAUCCGAUUCUUGAUUGUAACAACGGUAACACAUCAUCUGCCGAAGCAGCAGAGCAGCACACGUACGGUAGUAGAAACAAUGACGCCUAUAUUCCAUGAAUAUCAUAGCAAAAGGUGGCACACUUGGCAGGGGGAGAACAUGAUGGAACCGAACCGAACCGGCGAUGGGGCGGGAGCUGUGUCAGACACCAUUUCUAUUUAAAUUUGUUAUUAUUUCUUGCUCGUGUAAAAGUCUUCAUUGCGGUUUCUGUUGCUAAUUAUAAGUUAACACACGUGGAUAUGUUUCUUCUGUUUUAUUUGAAUGGAAAAAAAAGAUACAACAAAACAUAGUGACAAAGUA
Molecule: messenger RNA, 4863 nt
Organism: Anopheles stephensi (Asian malaria mosquito)
Lineage: Eukaryota; Metazoa; Arthropoda; Insecta; Diptera; Culicidae
Gene: ATPCL
Product: ATP-citrate synthase
Exons: 10
Coding region: 327-3647 (1106 amino acids)
Biological process (GO): fatty acid biosynthetic process; citrate metabolic process; acetyl-CoA biosynthetic process
Cellular component (GO): cytosol
Molecular function (GO): ATP citrate synthase activity
Source: RefSeq, a predicted model, not a curated record